Messenger RNA from Rosa rugosa (rugosa rose), 2367 nucleotides. RefSeq lists its product as uncharacterized. Lineage: Eukaryota; Viridiplantae; Streptophyta; Magnoliopsida; Rosales; Rosaceae. Gene Ontology annotation, biological process: protein transport. The transcript is spliced from 6 exons. Bases 338 to 2107 code for a protein of 589 amino acids. The record is from RefSeq and is a predicted model, not a curated record.
GGCCCACCCCCUCAAUAACUGACCGGGGGCCAUAAACUAUAGCAGCAAACACGCGCACACAUACCACCCGCGCAAACACAGACAGCCACGGAUCAAACUCUCCUUCCUUCUCUGUUAAGAAAACGAAACCCUCUACCGACGCGUCGCCUCUCUUCUCUACUCUCCACCCAAUAAUCUUCUUUACGUAGCAGGUAGCCAGUUAGUCACAGAGGUUGAUCAUUCCUUCUCUUCUCCCUCUGACAUCACAACCAAACCAAGCUCUUCAAUCUCCCUCCCUCCCUCUCUCUCUCUCUCUCUCCCCAAAUCUCUUUGAUUCUUUUGGGGAAUUUUAGCGACGAUGUCGAUGCUCGAUUCCUUCUUCAACAAGGGCUUCAAAGCUGCCAAAUGCAAAACUCUGCUGAAAUUGACGAUUCCGCGGAUAAAGUUGUUGAGGAACAGGAGAGAAAUUCAGAUUAGACAGAUGCGCCGUGACAUUGCCAAGCUUCUUGAGACUGGCCAGGAAGCUACAGCUCGGAUUCGGGUAGAGCAUAUUAUUAGAGAAGAGAAUAUGAUGGCAGCUCAGGAGAUCAUCGAGCUAUAUGCUGAGCUUAUUUCUGUCCGCCUUCCAAUAGUUGAAUCACAAAGGGAGUGCCCUCUAGACUUGAAAGAAGCAAUAUCCAGUGUGUGUUUUGCUGCACCAAGAUGCGCUGAUCUGCCGGAGUUGCUUCAAGUUCAAAUGCUAUUUGUAUCUAAAUAUGGGAAAGAAUUUGUAUCAGCUGCAACAGAGCUAAUGCCAGAUUGUGGUGUCAGUCGCCAGUUGAUAGAGCUGCUAUCUGUUCGGGCUCCUUCAGCUGAGAAAAAGCUGAAGCUUUUGAAAGAAAUUGCUGAAGAGCAUGAACUGGAUUGGGAUCCUGCUGCAUCUGAAGCUGAAAUUUUCAAACCGCAUGAGGAUUUGCUGAAUGGUCCGACACAGUUUGUCAGCGGGUCUAAGUUGCCGCUUCCCGAAGAAAAACAUGAUGAGACGUUGUACUGUGCACCUGAUCAAGCUCAGAAAGAACAGUCUGAUUCUGAUGAUGGUUUGGACGUUUUAGACUUUCCGGAAGCUCCGAAGGUAUCAUUAAGACCAACUGAGAGUAUACCCUCAGCACCAGCGAUGGCUCCACCUUUUCCACCCCCACCACACCCUGAUUUUGAUCACGAGUUAUCAAAAAAUUCUGAGGCGAUUGGACAUCCAUCCAAAGAGCCGUCCUUUGAGUCUGGAGAAGAAAGAGCAAUGGCAGACAAGCAUGAAUCUCAUGCUUCAGUUGGUCAUGGGGAUGAUGUGCAGUUUUUGCCAUUUAUAUCUCCCCCAUCUCUUUCGUCUGCAUCGUUUCCUGUGAGACAAACGAAUCCACCACCACCCUCUCUUUCAAGAAGAAAAAGUGAGGUCAAUGUAGAUAUGCAAGAUGUGUCAGCUGCUGCUCAGGCUGCUGCAGAAUCGUUUCCUGUGAGACAAACGAAUCCACCACCACCCUCUCCUUCAAGAAGAAAAAGUGAGGUCAAUGUAGAUAUGCAAGAUGUGUCAGCUGCUGCAGAUUCUGCAGCGUUUCCUGUGAGACAAACGAAUCCACCACCACCCUCUCUUUCAAGAAGAAAAAGUGAGGUCAAUGUAGAUAUGCAAGAUGUGUUAGCUGCUGCUCAGGCUGCUGCAGAUUCGGCAGAACGUGCGGCAGCAGCAGCUCGCUCAGCAGCUAGUCUUGCACAGGUAAGAAUAAAUGAGCUGACCAAGAAAAACAAUGAAGAAGUAUCUGAAAGUAGCUGUGAAAACCCAUUUCAUGAAGACGUUCCUAAUCAGUCAGCUACUAAAGAAAAGUCGGAUUUUGAUCAUCAUAUCCCCGAUGGUGAUUCUGGCCGGGGAUCAGAGACAUCAAAUCUUUCAUUUAAGGACUCGGCUAAAGUGGAUUUUGAUUCCCCGCUUCCCAGCGAUAAUGUUUUUGAACACGAGCCAGCUCAUCACCAGCCUCAGAGAUUGACUUCAAUGGAUGAUGACCCAUACUUCUCGUACCCAAACUUAUUCACAUCAGAAAACAAUGUUGGAUCUGGUGCUCAGUCUUCUACAGAUAAUUCUCGCUUCUCGCAUGAACACUGAAUUGAAUAUUUUCCAUUUAAGCCUUUGCUCUUCAUUAUUUUCUCAUGUCUUGCUGGUCAUUGGAUAUGUUUAUCCUGUCAGAGAACAGUUGCUACAUAUAUGGUGGUUUUCAAUUAUUUGUAUAGCAGUGAUGUGUACUAUCAGAGAACUGUUGUUACAUAUAUGGCUGAGUUUGAAUUUUUGCUUCUCAUGUUGGGGAGGAUUUGGGUCUGCAAUGUACAAUAGUAUUCCUUCUGGAAAUAAAUAACUUUUUUCGUAUC